AUGAGCAAGCUGUCGUUCAGGGCCCGUGCCCUGGACGCUUCCAAACCCAUGCCGAUUUAUAUGGCCGAGGAAUUACCGGAUUUGCCAGAUUACUCGGCCAUUAAUCGUUCUCUGCCCCAAAUGCCCAGCGGCAUGGAAAAGGAGGAGGAAUGUGAACAUCACUUGCAAAGAGCAAUAUGCACGGGUUUAAUCAUUCCUACCCCUGAAGUAACUGAUUUAACAGAUGUAGAAGCUUAUGAUAAGAUAUAUCCAGCUGAUUAUAAGCUACCUCGUCAACUUAUACAUAUGCAGCCUUUUGCAAUGGAACAAGAUAUUCCGGAUUAUGAUAUGGAUUCUGAAGAUGAAAAGUGGGUUGCAAUACAAAGCCGUAAAAUGGACUUGACUCCACUUCAGUUUGAAGAAAUGAUGGAUCGCUUGGAAAAAAGUUCAGGACAAACUGUAGUCACUCUUAAUGAAGCUAAAGCACUUCUAAAGGAAGAUGAUGAUUUAAUUAUUGCUGUGUUUGAUUAUUGGCUGAAUAAACGUCUUAAAACACAACAUCCUUUAUUAUUAACAGUAAAAACAGAACAUCGGUUUGGUUCAGCUGCCAAUAAUCCUUAUUUAGCCUUUAGACGUAAAACGGAAAAAAUGCAAACACGUAAAAAUCGCAAAAAUGAUGAAACUAGUUACGAAAAAAUGUUGAAGCUCCGUAGAGAUCUUAGCAGAGCAGUUACCCUUUUUGAAAUGGUUAAAAGAAGAGAGAAAACCAAGCGAGAACAUUUACAUCUUACAAUUGAAGUAUAUGAGAAAAGAUAUCAAGCACAAGACUUUAAUGGGCAAAUAUUGGCGGAAGUAUCGGCAUUGAAGACACCGAGACCUGCUUUUGCUCCACUGUUUACAAAUCAGUUUGGUGUUCAUCAAAAUUGGGCAAAUAAAGUUUGUAGUAAAGACGAAGUAGUACCCAGAAAAGAAAAAAGACAAUAUAAGAAAAGGAAACAUAAAACUGAUAGCAGAGGAGGAAGUUUGGAAGAUAAUGGUGUGCGCAGUGGAACAGGUAGCGGAGGUGGUCGAGGAAGUCGGCCUAGUGUUCUUGGAGGCGGGCUGGACCCGCUAAUAAGCUCAGACGAAGAUGGUCCGCUUCCAUCACAUUCACAUUCUCAGCCCUCAGUUCCCUCGGAUCGCGAUGAUGAAGACAUCGCUGAUGAGGGACAAUUCGCUUUCCGACGAAAUAGAAAUAGCACUUAUCUACCACCUGUAUCAGGUGGAUUUGGAAAUUGGCCUUGGUGUGAUAAAAACGAAGGGGGCAUGGCUGAUAAGAAGUAUAGGUUUGCAUUGACCAGCAUCAGUAAACCCGUACCAAGAUGUAUUGGUUUUGCGCGACGGCGAAUUGGUCGGGGUGGCAGAGUAAUAUUGGACCGUUGUUCGACUGAUAUGGAUGAUAUGUGGUCUUCUUUAGACUUCACGAUACACCAACCAAAACGGGAACCAGUGGAUUCCGAUACAACUGCCAUGUCAACAACUUCAGUUAAAAAAGAAUGGUUACAUUUUCGACCAAAGACUCCACCUGUGUCAGUGCAUAGUCCAAGUGAAGAAAGUAGUGAUACGGACUCAGAUAUAGAGCCAAUAUUGACUCAAUCAAAACCGCUUCCAUAUCCGUUCCCGCCUGAAGCAACAUCUAUUUGUGUGGAAGUAGAACCUGAUCGUGCAGGAGAUGAGCCACCUUUUACAUCAGAAUUUAAUAUUGCUGAUUAUUUUUCGCCGGAUACUCUAUCGGACUUUGAUCUUGCCGUGGCGAGUAUCACUAAUAGUGCGUGUAUUAGUGGAUCGGACAAUAACUCUAACGAUACGCGGACAGACGAACUGGGCAGUUCACACUUUGUUGUGACUCCGCUACCUAGUAGUCUUUUUGCACAGCCUGCAACACAGCAGAGUCGGCCUCAGUGCAGUGGUAGUGGUUUUAGUGUUGUAAAUACUUCUACAAGUUCUAUAGUCCCGUCGUCUUUCUCGUGUACAAUCAAUCAACCGACGACAUCAAAUGCAGUAUCUACGCAAUGCGCAAAUGCUGCUAUUGAGACACAAUCGAAUCAGUCUAAACAGCAACAACACAGACAAUUACCAAACAACAGCAGUCCUGUUUCCAUUCUGUCUAAAUCCUUGACUAGUCCAACGAAUAAUAGGAAUGGCGGCAGCAGUGGCAGUGGUAGUGCUGGAGUUAGAGUGUUUAGUGCAAGUACCACAACUAGUGGAACAAUUACAAACUUUGGCAAUGGACAUCAAAAUGGACCAUUGUCUCAUAUAAAUAACUCUAAUAAUCUUUCAAAUAGCACUCAUGUCGUGAAUAAUCAGUCAACAAUAGUUCUGCCACAAAAACAUCCGCCGUCCAAUCUGCUACCUGGCUUGAUCGCACAGAGCAAAUUGGCGAGUCUUGCAAGGCAGCAACAACAGACGCAAAGUCAAGCGUCUACACAACAAAUCCCAACGUCCGGGGAAAUUACGCUUAAUAGUAAUAGUGAAAAUAUGGAUAUGAAGGUGGAUGGAGUGGAAAGUGCGACUUGCGAUGGUAAACCACAGCAACAGCAACUUGUACGAGCAAAUAAAACAAAUUCAUUAGCGAUGGAAGUGACAUGAUGCCUGCUAUCGGCACCCCUGUUGCCGCCAAUACGUCACUGGGGGCUUCGCUAAUUUUACCUUCGCUAACUUUAUCUAUGUCUGUCUACCUUCUGGAGACUGAACAUACACUACGUGCUCGUUAAUACAAAAAACGGUACGGCUUGAUUCGAUUGCAAAAAUACUCUGAUCAGUUGCCUGUUACGGCGAUGACAAUGGAAAUGUCGAUUCUAUUGCAAGUACUAUGUUAUUUUGAGAUCAUAAAAGAGUUAAACUCUAAUUCAUUUCUCGUUUGUUUCCUUGCUAAUUGAACAACAAUUAUUAUUCAACACAGUCAGUGUUUCAUUAAAUCUUCACAAAAUCAGUUCAUUCUAUUUUUUUUUUCCUGUAUAUUAAAUUUAACAUUAAUUUCGGGCUACUGUUAUGUUUCUUCAUUUCGUAAUAUAAAUAUUUUCUUAAAUGUUAAUAGAUGAAUAUUGAAAUAAUGUAAUAUAUAUAUAUUCUCUGUUUUUUAAAAUAAAAAAAUAGUUUUGUUCAAUGCAAGGAAACUUUUAUAUUUGACAGAAUCAUAACUUUAUUUUUUAUCAAAAACUUGGCAGAAUUCCUUUGUCAUCUUUUUACUCAUAUGCAAAUGAUACUGUUGGAACAUCUGUAAUAAACUAAAAUUAAAUCACAAGCUUUCUCAGACACAGCAUUAAUUAUUUUUAUUGCAGAAAUAUUAUACAAAGAGUUAUGUUUCAGAUUUUUUCUUUUAGAGAUUUCAAAAAUUUUGUGCGUUCAAUUUGGUAUUCUUAUUUUUUGAAAUAAUCUGAAAGAAAAUUAGUUAUUAAUAAAUUAAUUAAUAACUAAUUGUAAAAACUUAAUUUUAAAUUAUGUUAUUUUGCAAUAUGAAAUCUCUAAACUUUUGGUAGAUAAUAUUUCUGUGUACAUUAUGAUUGUAAAUUUUAUUUAAAAAAAAGUAUAUACUAGAAAUAGAAUAGAUACUUUUCUUAUGAAAAAAAAUGUAUAGUAUAUCUUUUAUAAAUAUUCUUAAUACAUUUUGUCUCAAAUUAAUUUGAUGUAUUAUGGAUUCAUAUGUUUAUUUCAAUACUGUAUAUAAAUUCAGUUUAUAUUUAAGAAGAUCAAUUUAUUUCUUACAGAGUAGUAAUAUGUUAGAAGAUUUCAGGCUGUGAAAUAAUGAAACUAUUAUUAACAGUAAUAAUCUUUAAAUUAGUAUAAUACAGAAGAUUCUGAUUAUUUUAUGACUAAAAGCUAUGUAUUUCUAUUUUAAUAACAUAUAAUGAAUUACAGUUAAAUGUAAAAUAAUAAAAGCAAAUUGUAAUGUUGCGUUUGAGAAGCUUGUACUACAAGAAUCCAUAUUACAAACUGGCAAGUUCGUGAUAUUAUGUUAAGAUUUAAAAUAUCUACAAAAAAUACUUAAAAAUUUUCACUUUUCACUUUAAUAAUUGCGAGUUAUGAAAAUAACAAUAAUGAUUAAUGAAUUCAUUUGCCAUACAAAAUAUGAAAGAAUCAAUCAAAUCAAUCUUUUUUAUAAUGAUAUAUUAUAUGUAUUAAUUGGCUUAAAAAUAAUUAUCUAUUUUAUGCAAAAAUUGGCAAUAAAAUAAUAUAUCAUUAAUUUUUUAAGUACUUUACAGCAAAGUUUAAGUAACAAUAUUUGUGAAAGUGGGUAUAACUUAAACAUAUAUAUUUAUUCAUACCAGUAGAAUUCUGAAGAUAUGAAGUAAAUAUUAGAAUAUUAAAUCUUUCUAAACUUUGUAUAUGCAAUUAUUAGAAUUCUAUUUAAAUCAAAUGUAAUUUCACAUCAAUGGAAUGGAAUUGCUAUAAAAAUAUUCAAUUAUUUAAGUAUCUAUAUUUUCCUGUAGUCAAAUAGUUUUUGAAAUCUACUGGUAUAAUUGUGCGAAAAUUAAAAAUUAAAUAUUUUGGCAUUUAUUUAUACAUAACCAUAUUCUUUUGAUUUUUUCAGAUAAAAUUAAAUUACCAUUAGAUAAAACCAACAAAAAUGAAGUUAAUCUGCAUAUAUUUUUAUGCGUAUUAUUAUUUUUCUCUUAAUCUUUCUACAUUAUUUUCUCCGAUUCUACGAAUGUAUGUGUUAUAUUAAAAUAUAAGAAUUGAACAGAAAAUAAGUUAAUAAGAAAUAUGAUAAUUAUGAGAUUCUAAAAUGUUUUCAUUUAAAAAUUAAUGAUAUGAAAAAAUAAUUGUUUUAUUUAAAAAAAAUACUUUCUUGAUACAGUUAUACAUUUCAUAUUCUUGUGUGGCUAAUAGGAAUGAUAAAUGUAAAAAGAAAUACAUAUAGUUACAUAAAAUAGAUCAUUAAAUAUAUGAGUUUUGGAAUUGACGAAAUUCAAGAGUAUCUGUCGCAUAAUUUUUACUAUUAUUUUAAAAUAGUUUUAUUCAUUGUCUAUUGUUUAUUUGAAAUUCAUAGGCACUGAUCAAGAUAAAUAUCUAAGCCUCUUGGACUGAAGAUUUAUAAUUUAAGUUUUACAAACGGCCAUGGCAGAGUAUUUCUGAUAGUCAUUCAUUUUCCAGAUUUAAAACAAUUUUUUCCAAGUAUGCAAUAAAAAAAUUUUUUUGCAAGCCGUAAAUCAAGAGAAAAAUAAAAAUAAUGGUGCAAAUGUUGCAAAUUUUAGAGAGACUUCAUAAAAUCAUAAUAAGAAACAAACAAAAGAUAUAUUGUACAUAUAAAAAUAAUUACGCUUAUUGUAUCUCUUACUUUUAGGUAAUUAACUAAAAAAUAACUGUAAUUAAUGUUGUUGUGGUAGGCGCACAGCGAUGUGUAUGAAAAUUUAUGAAUUCGAGACGAUUUUAGAGGAGGAGUAAUAAAGAAAUUUUAUCCUGGAUAGGACUUAUUAUUUUGUGAAGAAUUUCACUCGCCUGUAUAUUAUAUAACAUUUUGUGAAAUCUAAUUUCUGCCACAUUUGUAUAUACUUUCUGAUAGGUAUCUGAUUCUUUCUCUCGUUUUUCUCAAAUUCACAAUUAAAAAUGAAAUAUUUUUUCACUUUUUUUAAUCAUAUCCAUAAAUUAAGUCAUAUUUCAUAUUUCUUUUUCAUUAUUUUCUUUUUUUCUUGCAUUCAUUUCCAAUCAUUUUUCCAAAAUUCAAUUAAAAAAUAAAAAAAAAUCUUCCGUGUGAUUUUGAGAAAGAUGAGUGAUAAUUAUGCGGAGAAAAUUUCCAAGAAUGUACUUGUAAAAACCAUUUGUUUAUUUUAGUUGGAACGCUUUAAACGAAAUAUAGUGGUACAUGGAUUUUUAUAUAAAAUUUAUUAAUGUUAAAAAUAUUGACCCAAUAGCCAUUUUACAAAUGAAACGUCGAAAAUUUUCAAGGUUUGAUCGCUCCAACCAAAGACUGAGUUCGCUUUACAUUUUCUGAUUUGGCAAACACGAAGUUCCAUUGACAAAGAGACUGAUAUCUUAUUGUUUUUAAAUAAUUCACAAUAAUGAAUAAAUAAUAUAAUAAUUAUAGUAUUACUUGGCAAUAUUUACUAAAUGUUUUCUUAUUUAAUAAAUUUUUUUUAAUUAAUUUAUAUUCGUCAAUGAAAUGAGAAAAAUAAAAAAUUCGGUCGAAUUGAAUUGUGAGACUUCGUGUUUACCUAAUUUGUUGCAUUCGCGGAAAACAAUAUUGUACCAUGUAAGUAGGACUAAGCCGAAUCAAUGCAACUAUUUAGAGCGAUCGAACAAGACCUAUAAUCGUUUCGUGUGAAAAAAAACAAAUUAUUAAGAGAAGAAAUGAGCUUACAAAUAUAAUGUUCAACGUGAAGCUCUUAAAAAAAUUCUGAGUGUUAAAAAAACUUUUACGAUAAUAUCGACAGGUGUCGAAAUGCGGUGUAUCUAUUAUAUGUGUAUUUUAUUCUGUGAAUACAGUAGGGCUUCUAUGUCGCUGUGCGACAAGAAGAUUUAAUUGGAAAAAAACGCUCCAACCAAAGCUCCAGUUUGAACGAAAGUUUGACGAGAGUAUAGAGAAUUUUUCUCAAGAUUAUACAGUCGGAGAACGUAAGGGGAAGAUACAUCAAAUUCUAUAUAUGUAGAAUGUUUGAUCUAGACAACCCUUUAAUUUGUUCUUCGAUACAUACAUACAUCAUCUACUCUCUCGUCCCCUGAUAACACCUUUCGCUGAGUGCAUGUAUCAAAUUUAAUUUGAUCCAAAUAAAAUAUCACUAGAUAUAAAUUAAA
Messenger RNA from Apis cerana (Asiatic honeybee), 6750 nucleotides. It is a transcript of the gene E(Pc), whose product is annotated as Enhancer of Polycomb. The record is from RefSeq and is a predicted model, not a curated record. Lineage: Eukaryota; Metazoa; Arthropoda; Insecta; Hymenoptera; Apidae. Gene Ontology annotation, biological process: regulation of transcription by RNA polymerase II. Gene Ontology annotation, cellular component: NuA4 histone acetyltransferase complex.